CGUACGUCUUGCAAAAUUAUAUCCGCAUUAUAACGGCGCUAGCACUCAACGACAGCAGCAGAGCUUGCAAGUGAGGUUUAAUAUUCCACAGCCUUUGUUCAAGAAUUUUCACAAAUUUCUACACUAAAGAUGUCUGAAGUCGAACAGCAGCAACCCAUGGAGGAAGGCGAGGUGGAGACCUUCGCCUUUCAGGCUGAGAUCGCUCAGCUAAUGAGUCUCAUCAUCAACACAUUCUACUCCAACAAAGAAAUCUUCCUUAGGGAACUUGUCUCCAAUGCCUCCGAUGCCCUUGAUAAGAUCCGUUACGAGAGCCUGACGGACCCUGCCCGGGUUGAAGCCGGGGGCAAGGACUUCGAGAUCCAGAUCAUCCCCAACAAAGAUGAGAAGACCCUGACCAUCAUCGACACCGGUAUCGGCAUGACCAAGGCCGACCUGGUCAAUAAUCUGGGCACCAUCGCCAAGAGUGGCACCAAGGCAUUCAUGGAGGCUCUGGAGGCUGGGGCAGACAUCUCCAUGAUUGGUCAGUUCGGUGUGGGUUUCUACUCGGCCUAUCUGGUGGCUGACAGGGUAACGGUGUAUUCCAAGCAUACAGACGAUGAGAGCUAUAUCUGGGAAUCGUCCGCUGGUGGUUCAUUCACUGUCAAAUCAGUUCCAACAAUUGACACACUCAAGCGUGGCACCAUGAUCGUUCUGCACAUGAAGGAGGACCAGGUGGAGUACACGGAGGAGAAGCGAAUCCGUGAAAUCGUCAAGAAACACAGCCAGUUCAUUGGCUACCCAAUCGCGCUUCAAGUCGAAAAAGAACGGGAGAAGGAAGUCAGCGACGACGAAGAAGAGGAAGAAAAGGAGGAAGAAAAGAAGGAAGAAGAGGCAGCUGAAGACGGGGAAGAUAAGGAAAAGCCCAAGAUUGAAGAUCUGGAAGAAGAUGAAGAGGCAGAUUCCAAAGACAAAGACAAGAAGAAGAAAAAGAUCAAGGAGAAGUACACAGAGAACGAGGUGUUGAACAAAACCAAGCCGCUGUGGACCAGGAAUCCAGAUGAUAUCAGUCCCGAGGAGUAUGGCGAGUUCUACAAGAGCCUGACCAACGAUUGGGAGGACCAUCUGGCUGUCAAGCACUUCUCUGUUGAGGGACAGCUCGAGUUCCGUGCUCUCCUCUUUGUGCCCAAGAGGGCGCCCUUUGACAUGUUUGAGAACAAGAAGAAAAAGAACAACAUCAAGUUGUACGUGCGCAGGGUGUUCAUCAUGGACAACUGUGAAGACAUCAUUCCCGAGUACCUCAACUUCGUCAAGGGUGUGGUGGACUCGGAGGAUCUUCCCCUCAACAUCUCCCGUGAGACGCUCCAGCAGAGCAAGAUCCUCAAGGUCAUCCGCAAGAACAUUGUCAAGAAGUGCAUGGAGCUCUUCAUAGAGUUUGCCGAAGAGAAGGACGACUUCAAGAAGUUUUAUGAGCAGUUCAGCAAGAACCUGAAGCUCGGUAUUCACGAGGAUUCCCAGAACCGGACCAAGUUGGCCAACUUCCUGCGCUACCACACAUCUCACUCCGGCGACGAGAUGAGUUCGCUGAAGGAAUAUGUUUCUCGCAUGAAGGAAAACCAGACGCAGAUCUAUUACAUCACAGGUGAAUCAAGAGACCAGGUUGCCAACUCGUCGUUCGUUGAGGGCGUCAAGAAGCGUGGCUUUGAGGUCCUGUACAUGACGGAGCCCAUCGACGAGUACUGUGUACAGCAGCUGAAGGAGUACGAGGGCAAGACGCUGGUCUCCAUCACCAAGGAGGGCCUGGAGCUUCCUGAGGACGAGGAAGAGAAGAAGAAGAGGGAGGAACUCAAAGCCAAGUUUGAGAACCUGUGCAAGGUCAUGAAGGACAUCCUGGACAAGAAGGUGGAAAAGGUGGUUGUGUCCAACAGGUUAGUGGUGUCACCCUGCUGCAUCGUGACCAGCCAGUACGGCUGGACGGCCAACAUGGAGCGCAUCAUGAAGGCCCAGGCCCUGCGCGACACCAGCACCAUGGGCUACAUGGCAGCCAAGAAGCACCUGGAGAUCAACCCCACCCACUCUAUCAUGGAGACGCUGCGCCAGAAGGCGGACGCAGACAAGAACGACAAGUCGGUCAAGGACCUGGUCAUGCUGCUGUUUGAGACCUCCUUGCUGUCGUCGGGUUUCUCCUUGGAGGACCCACAGACGCACGCCGGCCGCAUCCACAGAAUGAUCAAGCUGGGUCUAGGUAUCGAUGAAGAUGAUGCCGCAGUAGUCGAAGAAAUGCCCGAGCAGAUGCCACCUCUUGAAGGAGCAGACGAUGACGCGUCUCGCAUGGAGGAAGUGGACUAAAGAUGAGGACCAACAAACGAACAGUGUUUAGGCCAUGGACAAAUGCGACUGGCUACAAGACUCGUCUGAAAAUUAGAGACACAGGUCAUGUGAUUCCUCGUGGGAAAAUCUCUGAGCUUUUUUGAAGACUUCAGUGGACUGGAUCCUCUACAUCUUAACAAAUUGACAUCUUAACAAAUUGAAAUGUGUAUAGAAGUUGUUAGCAUAUAGGUGUUUAGUAAGUGGCUGUACCCAGACUUAAAAUCAUUCCCUAUUGCAGUCGGAAUACAUUUGUUUCAGCUGAGUGUAGUAGGAGCAUGGUGGGAUGUAUACGUGUGUGACUUGUACUUGUAAGAGAGUAAAUACCGGUUGUCGUUUUCAAGUAAAAUCUUCUUUGAGACAAGUAAACCUGGAAAAGUUGUCUGUCCAAUUCGACAGAUUUGCAUUUCAUUGAUACAGACAAAUGUGAGGAAAAACUCAAAGGCUCCUUUAAUUCCGCACAUAAAAUAAGAAAGUCAUUCUUUGUACAUGUACAUGGUCAUUGGUGAGUGGUUGUGUAUAGUGUAUACUUAAUCGCGAUAUGCUCUUUCAUGUAAUUAAAUGAUUUUUAAAUGUUCAGGAUCUGCCAAUAUAACCGAUCAAAAAAAAAUCAUUCAGCAUUUGCAUACAAAUAGAGUACUACACUUGUAUAAAUUGAUACAACAGAUGUGAACUGUUACAUUUUAUGCAUGUUAUUGGCUGCAUAUUGAAAGUCUAUACUGUAGCAAAUUUCAACAAGUUAUGUAGGUGGUGGACAAAUGCUUCAUAAUGAUAUUUUUGUAAACGCGCCUGCAGUUUUGACAUCUCAUUUGCAUAUCACUGCACUUACGACACAUAUUUCACCAAACUGUUGACUUUGUUUCAAUUUGCAUGAUAGUGAUUGGAGCAAUAUUUUAUAAGCCUCGACCUGAAAACUUAUCCAGAAAAAAAAAAUGCCUAAAACAUUCAGAAACUGGUUAUUUAGAAGACAUUAUUUUGAAAACUAGUUACGAAACAUAAAAAGAUUCAACCUUGGUCAAUGAAAAUCUUCCUCUACUUACAUGAACAAAGCACUUUAAACCAAACCCACAUUUGUACAGCCUUCAAAGUUGUGUGUUUAUUCUGCCAUAAUGUUUACUAUUUGUGGUAAAAUUCAGUGACAAACGUUGAAAAACUUUCAACUUCUGAGGAUUAUACAAUUUUGUUUUGUAUUAAUAAUUAAGAGUAACUGUUGAUUCACAUUCAUUUUUGUAAGCUUCGUUUCCGGCCUUUUUUCGUUUGUGCAUUAAUCGUUAAGUGUUGCAGCAUGAAACACUAUAAUAAAAUUUUGGAAUAUAAUA
Messenger RNA from Patiria miniata (bat star), 3662 nucleotides. Its product is annotated as heat shock protein 83-like. Gene Ontology annotation, biological process: protein stabilization; cellular response to heat; protein folding. The transcript is spliced from 13 exons. The record is from RefSeq and is a predicted model, not a curated record. Gene Ontology annotation, cellular component: plasma membrane; protein-containing complex; cytosol. Gene Ontology annotation, molecular function: ATP-dependent protein folding chaperone; ATP binding; ATP hydrolysis activity. Lineage: Eukaryota; Metazoa; Echinodermata; Asteroidea; Valvatida; Asterinidae. The coding region runs from base 130 to 2325 and encodes 731 amino acids.